GCCGAAUUUCUGGUUGAGGAGAGAGAUAGAGAGAGUAAAAGAGGAGAGAGAGAGAGAGAGAGAGAGAUAGAGAGAGAGAGCUUUGUGUUUUGGUGAUGGUUUGUGUGUGAGUGUCUGAAAAAUAAUAGUAAAAAAAAAUAUAUAUAUAAUAAUUUUGUAAUUCUGCUGCUGCCAGUGCUACUUGCCUCCAAUCAUUUGACUCUUUUUUUUUUCCAUUUUUUCCCCCAAAUUUUAAUAUAAUUUUGGAGUUUGUGGUGUUGCAAUUUUGGAUUUUCUUCUGAGAAGCAAUUUUCUUACAUUUUCGCUCUGGUUUCCCGGCGAGAGAGAAGGAAGUAGAGGAGUAGACGAAACAAAUAUCUCUGCUUCUACGAAACUCUCACGCGCAUAGACCCUCUCUCUCCUCUCCUCUCCUCUCUUUCUAUUUCUAGAAUUCCAUGAUCAUGACAAAGAGCUCUCGAAUUCAGUAUGCCAGAUAACCCAACUCCAAUGGACUCUCUCUAACUGCUAUUUUUGUUCUACUCUCUCUCUCUCUCCCUACACUCUUUCAAUUUUCUCUAUUCUUUCCCCUUUUCGGAAUUGAUUGAGGUAAUUCGAAUUUGGGUUUUUCGUUCGUUCGAUUUUUUUGAAGUUUUGGGAUUUUUGCAUGUGAUUGGGUGAUGAUAUUGCAUGUGGGUUUUUCUACUUUUUGUGAAUUUAGUUUGCUAUUGAGGGAAAGUUGGGUAAUUUGGAGCUAAUUUUGGGUUCUGAAGUAGGUAGGUGUAGAGAAAGUUUCAACAUUUAAGGCCAUUUGUUGAAUUUGCAUGCUAAAUUUGAGUUGGGAACUUCGCUUACUUGUUACCCAGUUGGGUUUUUGAGCUACUUUUUCUGUUUCUUUCAUCUUAAUUUGCAAACAAUUUGAUCAUGUUUGACUUAUCAUUUUAUUUUUUGGGCAAUCUGUCAAGCUGAUAGUAUUUGACCCCCAUCAAUUCGAAAACUUGCAUGGGUUCUGAUAGACCCUGUUGAUAAUGGUAGAGAAAUCUGUAGCGAUAUCAGUCCAUCCGAUCGUCGGCAAUUCUGGUGGAUGUUUGAUUUUAGUGCUGCUGAAUACUUAGUCCUUUGAUUAUAUUCUUCCUGCAUAAAUUUGUCUGUAUACUUGUUCGCAGAUUUUUUUAUUUAUAAAUUUGUGAGUGUACUCAUUUGCCUCUCCAAGUAUGAUAGUUCUGACAUAUAUGUGUACAUAUUCUGAUGCUCUUCUGUUUUUUCUUGGUUAAAAUGAAGAUCAGUUAUUGAUGCUUUCCAGUUUCUGUACGUGGUGAGUCACAUUAUGUUGAUUGCUCUGUUGACUCACAACUAUAGAAACACUGUGGAACUUAGCUAAAGUCUUUGCUUUUGGAGUUGUUAAGUUAGCUAUAAAUUAUGUUAAAAUCCUAAUGAAACAUACAGAGCACGAUAAUGAAAUAUGCGGAGCAACAUGAUUGGGAUUCAGGACUACCUUUACCUUGUAUAGUCACCCAAACGACGUUUUUAACCAUGCACUUGAACUCAGGAUAAACUUCACAACUUUCUUUGUUUUUAUUUUUUGCACCAUAUUGAGUUCUGUCUGUAUUAUUUGUUCGUUAAUAUUUUUGGAUACAUGUGAGGUAUCUGCAUCUACGUAUGCAUGUUUUCUGAACUAGCAAAAUACAUUUUGAGAGUUUGGUAAUAACUGAACGUUAUAUAUUUACUUCCCUUGUUUUUUCAGAAAGUGGUUCAAUGGAGAAACAUUUAGGGGAUACGAUAUUUGGUCAUUCUGAAGGUUCCCUCUCUUUUCUUUACUGAUGGAAGCAUUGCACAGGAGCAUAGCCACGGGCCUUCAAGAUUCCAUCUGCUAACAAUCCUAGAAAAUCUGAAAGUAAAGCAUGGGGGACCCUUCGUGCAACUGAGGCAUACCAUGAAUCAAGUGAUACUAGCUUGUUUUCGAGUUCGUUACCUGUCCUUCCACAUGAAAAGUUGAACUUUUCUGUUUCGGAGCAUUUUGGUCAGUCUGUUGAUGAUAGUUUACCCAAAUCAAGCAAUGUUGAGCAAGAAAAUGAGGUUAAGGAUCCACUUGAAAAUGAUGAAUCAAAUGCAUUCAGGGUCAUGCUUCCUGAUGAUGAAGAUGAUCUCUUAGCAGGCAUAAUGGAUGAUUUUGAUCUAAGUCGAUUGCCUAAUCAGCUGGAGGAGAUGGAAGAGUACGAUCUGUUUGGAAGUGGAGGUGGAAUGGAAUUGGAUUCUGAGUCCCAGGAUAGCAUCAGUAUUGGCAUGUCAAAACUAGGCAUAUCUGAUGGGGUUGUUCCAAAUGGAAUUGGUCUUUAUGUCCUUCCAAACGGUGUGGGAGCUGUGGCUGGGGAGCACCCGUAUGGAGAGCAUCCAUCUAGAACCUUGUUUGUUAGAAAUAUCAACAGUAAUGUCGAGGACUCUGAAUUGAGAACUCUAUUUGAGCAAUAUGGGGAUAUCAGAACUUUAUACACUGCAUGCAAGCAUAGGGGCUUCGUGAUGAUAUCUUACUAUGACAUCCGAGCUGCUCGCACUGCAAUGCGUGCAUUACAGAACAAGCCCUUGAGACGGAGGAAACUCGACAUUCAUUUUUCAAUUCCCAAGGACAACCCUUCAGAAAAGGAUAUCAACCAAGGAACUCUUGUGGUGUUUAAUUUGGAUGCAUCAGUGUCAAAUGAUGACCUUCGACAGAUAUUUGGGGCUUAUGGGGAAGUCAAAGAGAUCCGGGAAACCCCACACAAGAGACACCAUAAAUUCAUUGAGUUUUAUGAUGUUAGAGCUGCAGAGGCAGCUUUAAGGGCAUUAAAUAGGAGUGACAUAGCUGGGAAACGCAUAAAGCUCGAACACAGCCGCCCUGGUGGAGCACGUAGAAACUUGAUGCAACAACUUACUCAAGAGCUUGAACAGGAUGAAACUCGGAGUUUCAGGCAUCAAGUGGGUUCACCUGUGACCAACUCUCCUCCAGGUACCUGGGCACAUAUUGGAAGCCCCAUUGAGCAUAAUCAAUAUGCUUUUAGUAAGUCUCCGGGUCUGGGAAGCCUCAGUCCAGACAGUAACCAUUUGCCUGGGUUAGCUUCAAUUCUCCCAGCUCAUUUUUCUAACUCUCCAAAGAUCGCGCCUAUUGGUAAGGACCAAGGAAGGGCAAACCAUAUAAAUCAGAUGUAUAGCAACUCUCCAUCAACACAAGGAGCAGCGUAUCAACUUUCUCAUUCUUAUCCAGAGCAGAAAUUAAGCGCAAGUCCAGGUCCCAUCUCAUUGGGUGAGUCAAAUUCAACUUCAUCAGGGAUUGGAACUUUGUCAGGUCCUCAGUUUCUCUGGGGCAGUCCAUCUCCAUCUCCUUCUGCUGAGCCUAGUUCUUCUGCCUGGCCAACCUCGUCUGUGGGGCAUCCAUUUUCAUCCAGUGGACAGGGGCAAGGCUUUCCAUUGGCCAGCCGGCAUGGCUCUUUCCUCGGUUCACACAACCAUCAUGUGGGGUCUGCUCCAUCCGGUGGUGUUCCUCUAGAGAGGCAUUUUGGUUUUUUCCCAGAUUCACCGGAAACAUCGUUCAUGAAUCCAGCGUUUGGGGGCAUGGGUUUAAGUCGCAACAGUGGGAAUUACAUGAUGAACAUGGGUGGUCGUGCAACUUUGAGUGCUGGUGUUGGUCUUCCCGGAAACAUUACUGAAAAUGGCUCACCUAGUUUCAGAAUGAUGUCAAUGCCAAAGCAUGGUCCUUUGUACCUUGGGAAUGGUUCAUAUACUGGACCGGCAGCAACCAUCAAUGAGAUGUUGGCUGAUCGUGGUAGAAGUCGGCGAAUAGAGAAUCCUGGGAAUCAGAUGGAUAGCAAAAAGCAGUAUCAACUUGAUAUAGAUAAAAUUGUCAGUGGGGAAGAUACUAGGACUACUUUAAUGAUAAAAAACAUCCCGAACAAGUACACUUCCAAAAUGUUGCUGGCUGCUAUUGAUGAAAGCCACUGUGGUACAUACGACUUUCUCUACUUGCCAAUUGACUUUAAGAAUAAGUGCAAUGUGGGGUAUGCCUUCAUAAAUAUGGUGUCUCCUACCCACAUUAUAGCCUUUUAUGAGGCAUUUAAUGGGAAAAAGUGGGAGAAGUUUAACAGUGAAAAAGUUGCUUCAUUGGCAUAUGCACGAAUCCAGGGCAAAACUGCCCUGGUGACUCAUUUUCAGAAUUCAAGCCUAAUGAAUGAGGACAAGCGUUGCCGGCCCAUUCUCUUCCACUCGGAAGGCCAAGAGACUACUGACCAGGAAAAUUACCUUUCCAGAAAUUUGAACAUAUGUAUUCGGCAGCCAGAUGGAUCUUACUCAGGAGACUCAUUGGACAGCCCAAAGGGGGAUCUGGAUGAGAAGCCAGAGAACAGUUAACAGCGUAUCGUUAUAACUUACUCGCCUGAUCAGGGGGUAGGGCUGCUAACUUGUGCAUAGUUAAGUGUACAGUGUAGAGAAAGAAGUCAAGCUACGGGGCGUAUAAUAACUAAAUUAUGGCUAGUGUCUGCUUUUGAGUGCUGGAUACCUCUGAUAUUUACUGAGGAACUUAUUGAAGUGAAAGCGGCCUAGAGCAUUUAGUUAAUUUGUAGAGGUGCAAAUUGUUAUUCAACCAAGGGAGUCGAAUAAGGUGAAGCAUAUCGCUGAAUUGUGAAGUCUCUCUGCAGCCAUAUGCAUUACUCAACAGGUUUCUGCAGAAUCUCUCCCUUCGGUUUUUGCCCUUUUUUUAAGGGUAACGUCCUGAGCCUUUCAAAUCCUAUUUGCAAAUACGAUUUACGUGUUUACAUGGUGAAAUGCCUUGUCGGGUUUAGGGAUUCAGGUGCUGUUUAAAACGAACAAAAAAAAUGAAAGAAGUUUGUAUAGCGGGAGGACAAACAGAAUCAGCUUGUUCAUAUGCGUUGGUCUUGUUAUGUACCCGAAAAACUUUGUACUGGAUUACGUAAAUACAUGGAUGUACAGAUGUUUAUAUA
Messenger RNA from Pyrus x bretschneideri (Chinese white pear), 4943 nucleotides. Its product is annotated as protein MEI2-like 2. Bases 2098 to 4353 code for a protein of 751 amino acids. Lineage: Eukaryota; Viridiplantae; Streptophyta; Magnoliopsida; Rosales; Rosaceae. The transcript is spliced from 12 exons. The record is from RefSeq and is a predicted model, not a curated record. Gene Ontology annotation, molecular function: RNA binding.